This is a messenger RNA of Balaenoptera acutorostrata (minke whale), 1448 nucleotides long. Its product is annotated as voltage-dependent calcium channel gamma-like subunit. The transcript is spliced from 2 exons. Gene Ontology annotation, cellular component: membrane. Gene Ontology annotation, molecular function: voltage-gated monoatomic ion channel activity; calcium channel activity. NCBI's taxonomy places the organism in Eukaryota, Metazoa, Chordata, Mammalia, Artiodactyla, Balaenopteridae. The coding region runs from base 528 to 1229 and encodes 233 amino acids. The record is from RefSeq and is a predicted model, not a curated record.
AAUAAGGACUCCCAAGAUACCUUAUUAUUGUUACUAAUAUUAAUCAGGAACUGCUUCUGUGCUGGGCACCUUUAUAUACAUGAUCUCACUUAAUUCUUGGGAGUUUUACUGGUGUCAGGGUUUGAAUGAUGCCCUCCUUUGGGGUGGGAGGGGGAAAACGACCUGAUGUCAGCUGUCUUUUUCUGAUCCCAGUGUGAUGUCUGAGGGCCUGGAGAUUAAAGUCCACUCUGUGUGCAGGACAGGUGGGGCUGAGGGUAGGAUGGCAUGUGCUUUUUCUCCAGACAGCGUGAUGUCUGAAGUCAAAAGGCCUCUGGGUGCUGCGUUCUUGUGACUUGUUGCCUGCGUCUGGGGUUUUCCCAUCCUAGAAACUUAUCAACCUGCAGGGAGUUACAUAACCUCCGGGUGCCUUCAUGGCUACUCUUUCCUGCAGGGAUCACUAACUCCUGCUACAAAAUGCAACUGCGGAACCAUAGAUGAGAAAAUAAGGGCCAAGGAGGUUAAGAAACCGCGCAAAGACAAACACCUUUAUGGUUUGUAGUCCCAGAGGUUUCCAAGUUCCCUUGGUUUGUUUCUCAGUAGAGCCGUUUUUUCCUCAUGAAAUCCAGUACGGACUCUUAGAUUCCCAGCGGCUCCAGCAGGCCCAGAAGUUGCUGGCCCAAAGGAGGCCCCGCCGGUCCUUCUCUGACCCCUCCAUCCGGGCGCUCAUUAUCUUGUGCGCCUCCCUGGCAGUGGUCCUCUCCUCCCUCUCCAUCUGCGAUGGCCACUGGCUCCUGGCCGACGACCGCCUCUUUGGGCUGUGGCACUUCUGCACCACCUCCAACCAGGCUGAGCUGCACUGCCUCCGAGACCUGAGGCAGGCCCAUGUGCCCGGGCUAGCCUCGGGCAUGGCUGUGGCCCGCAGCGUGGCCACCUUGGCCGUGGUGGUCGCCAUCUUUGGCCUGGAGCUCCUCAUGGUGUCCCAGGUGUCCGAGGACCCCCGCUCGUGGCACAGGUGGGCUGUGGGCUCCGCCCUCUUCCUCCUCGCGUUCAUCCUCUCCUUCGGGGGCCUCCUGAGCUUCCUGACCCUCCUCAGGAACCAGGUCACGCUCAUGGGCCUCACACGGACGUUCUGGAGCGAGUUCACGGCCUCCUUCCUCUUCUUCCUGAGCGCCGUCAGCGGCCUCCACGUCAACAGCAUCAGCCGUACUGACAGCGUCACGCACCCCUGGGGCCUGCCUGCAGAAUUUUAGGCCCCCCUGCGAGGACACUGAGUUCUACCAGCAAGUGGGGUCACGAUGGGACUUCUCCAACAUGGGACAUUCAAACUGCCGCCUCUUGGCCUUGGGGUGGUCGGGCCAGUGGCCUUUGCAGCCCAGAGGCCGGGUGGGUGCCUCCAAGCCAGCAGCUGCACCAGCUUAGCCACGUUAUUAGGAUGUUGAUUUUACAAGAAGAAACAUAUUUUAAAACCU